Phacochoerus africanus (Common warthog) is the source of this 3839-nucleotide messenger RNA. RefSeq lists its product as uncharacterized. Gene Ontology annotation, biological process: intracellular signal transduction. The record is from RefSeq and is a predicted model, not a curated record. Gene Ontology annotation, molecular function: protein binding. The coding region runs from base 40 to 2604 and encodes 854 amino acids. The transcript has 18 exons. NCBI's taxonomy places the organism in Eukaryota, Metazoa, Chordata, Mammalia, Artiodactyla, Suidae.
CACAGCUGUGGCAAUGCUGGAUCCUUAACCCGCUGUACCAUGGUAUCGACCAAAAUGGUCGAAACUGCUUCCACCAGUUUUUCCGUGAUCCGCCGGACUUCUUCCCAAGAGGUUCCUUCCUCUCGCCAGCUGGGCGUCAUGCAGCCUGUGGUGGCCAAAAGGAUCAGCUUCUAUAAGAGCGGAGACCCUCAAUUCGGCGGGGUCCGGGUGGUGCUGAACCCUCGUUCUUUCAAGACAUUUGAUGCUCUACUGGAUAACUUGUCAGGGAAGGUGCCCCUACCCUUCGGGGUGAGGAACAUCAGCACUCCUCGCGGAAGGCACAGCAUCACGCGUCUGGAGGAGCUGGAGGACGGCCAGUCGUACUUGUGCUCCCACGGCCGGAAGGUGCAGCCUGUGGACCUGGACAAGGCCCGCCGGCCCCCGCGGCCCUGGCUCAGCAGCCGCGCCCUCAGCGCGCACGCGCAUCGCUCCCCCACUGCCCCUGCUUCCGCCAUGCUGCGCUCGCAGCGGCGGCUCGUGGUCUUCAGGAACGGCGACCCCAAGACGAGGCGCGCGGUGGUCCUGAAUAGGAGGGUCACGCAGAGCUUCGAGGUCUUUCUGCAGCACCUGUCAGAGGUCAUGCAGCGCCCGGUGACCAAGCUGUACGCCACGGAUGGAAGAAAGGUUCCCAGUAUCCAGGCUGUGAUCCUGAGCUCUGGAGCUGUGGUGGCAGCAGGAAGGGAGCCAUUUAAACCAGGAAAUUAUGACAUCCAAAAGUACUUGCUUCCUGCUAGAUUACCAGGGAUCUCUCAUCGUGUGUACCCCAAGGGAAGUGCUAGGUCAGAAAGCAGAAAAAGUGGUAACUGGAAGGUUUCCAUAAUCACCAGUGACUUGCCAAAUGCAGGGACCAGCUCACAGGUUUAUAUUAUACUCUAUGGACGACUUAGGAGUUCAGCUCCCAUAUAUCUGUAUGGAACAGAUGGAGCUCGAUUUCAGGAUGGCCAGGAAGACGUAUUUACUAUCACAGUUGGAGACCUUGGCACACUCUUUAAGAUUCGUAUUGGUCAUACUAACUCUGGACUUUCCCCCUCCUGGCACUGUAAAGAGAUACGAUUGUGGAACAUGAAAUCUGGAAGGCAGUUUUAUAUACCUGUUCAACGAUGGCUGGCACGAGAUCAAGAGGAUGGGGAAAUCUGUCGAGAAUUUCCUGUUUUAAACAAGGGGCAACCCAUCCUUCCAGUGACAGUAUAUGAAGUGCAUGUGGCAACAGGUGAGCUUUGGAAUGCUGGAACAGCAGCAAAUGUCUACAUUUCUGUCUAUGGGGAAAAGGGAGAUACAGGAUCCAGACAGUUGUUUCGAUCGAAGAGUUCCCUCAAUUUCUUAAGGGGACAAUUCUUUGAUCUGUUACAGACCGACACCUUCUCUCUUGAAGCCGUGUACCUUGGGGGCUUAUACAAGAUUGUCAUAGGACAUGAUGGGCUUGGACCAGGAAAUGGAUGGUUUCUUGAUGAAGUUGUAAUCAAGGAUCCCAUAGUGAGCCACGAAUACACCUUUUUCUGCCACAGAUGGCUGGAUCAAGGGGAAGACGAUGGCAGCAUUGUCAGAGAGCUGUAUGGCAGGGCUAACAGUAUCACCUCUGCAAGGCAGAAGCUGGAAGUUAAGAGAAAUGAAACAUGGGCUGCAGAAAGCUGGAAGUUUGUGAAAGGAAACACGCUUCAGUUCUACAACAGGCUGACUGGUGGAUUUGUCCGUCUGCAUCCAGAUGGCACAGUUGAUGCAGUUGGAAAGAAGACAGACAAAUACGGUCUAUUUGAUGUUAUUUUCAAUAAAGGAAAUAUAUGCAUUUUCCAAAGUCAGGAACUACGGCAUCUUUCUCUGGCUCUUGAUGACGAUGGCUCUGUCAUGGGAAUGGCUGGUGGUGGAACCUCCACUGAGAUGAGGGUGCUUUAUCAGCCCAACCGCUGUGCACUUCUGGAGUCAGCUCUGGUUCCCGGACAUGCAGUUAUUUUUGAUCGUCAUGGCAAAGUAACUAGUGAAUCGUCAGCAGGCUACGCAGACCUUUCAAAAGAGUUUGUGGUUUUUGUUAAGGGUGUGUUCCUCCACAGUGCUGUGGUACUACUGGCUACCAGCCUGUGCCAGGCCCUGUGUCUCCAGCCGGAUGGGAGCUGCACUGGCGUGGGCAAACUGUCUGAAAAAUCCUACUGGAGAGUGCAUAAAAUCACUUCUGGGAUUUGCAUGUUUGAAAGCAUGAGAAACGCACGGAUGUUUCUGAGGAUUAAGGAUGGCCGCUGUGACGGAAUAGGUACAGGAGAUACUGACUGUCAUUUCAAAAUUAAGAAGAAUUUGGAAAAUGCAUGUAUAAGCCUGGAAUCUGUGAAGAGCCCAGGGUUGUUUGUUGGACUUCAGCCAGAUGGACAGGCAGAACCAGUUGUUUAUACCAAAAAUGGCAACGUUUUCUUCUAUCCGCAAGUCAUCAAAUUUGGCAGAGAAAACCCGAUGGGAAUGUCUGCAACACCCAGCCAAGAGGAGAAGAUCCUUGAGUCAGAAAGCCAGCAAGAAACGCCACCGGGACCUGAGUCUGGCCUUGCCUUGCUUUCUUCAGCUGCAAAGAAUAGCAGCAAAUAGAUGUCUUGCUGACAACCCUCUGAUGCUGUCACAUCAGCCUUGGGGAGAGCUUAGCCCUCUGAGUCCUGUUGCACUGGUCCAGGCCCAGCUUUUCGUUUCCACGCCACAUCAUGAAUCCACGGAGCAACGUGACACAUCAUACUGCCGGAGAAACAUGUGCUAAACUAGAUUUUUUCACAGAGGAGAAGUUAAUCUCAUGUCAGGAAGUAAUGGCAUCUAAAUCUGGGGUGGCCACCUCAAGUAACAUUUUCCUUGGUUGAAAAUAGCAUGCCAGCUGAAACUUCUAGGAAUAUUUUUGUAGGAGUAGCAAAAUGCUUAAAGAGAAAAAUCUUCCACAUAUUUUAAGAAAAUUUCUAAUUUGGUUAAAUUUUGUCCUAGCAAAAACAUUAAAAAAUGUUACCAUUACUAAAAAUAUUUUUUAAGGUUAAAGUGCACAACAUAUUGAUGCAUUUAUGUAUUGCAGGAUGAUUGCUGUUGUAGCGCUAGCUAGCAGCUCUAUCACAUCAUAUAUUUAUUUCUUCUUCAUGAUGGGAAUAAUUAAGAGCUAGUCCCUUAGUAAGUUUGAUUAUAAUAUAAUAUCAUUGUCUAUAAUCACUAUGCAUUACAUCAGGUCUUAUUUGCAAGUUGGCACCAUAAACAUCUCUCCUAUUUCUCCCCCUUACACACCUACCUUUGUCCUUAGUAACCACCAUUUUACUUUCUGUUUUCACAAAUUCAGCUUUUGUUAGGUUCUACACAACAAGUGAUAUCAUAUUUGUCUCUGUCUGAGCUAUCUUUCUCAGCAUAAUGUCCUUGAGUUCCAUCCAUGUUGUUGCAAGUAGCAGGAUUGCCUUUUUUCUCAUGGGUGAAUAAUGUUAUCUAUAUCUAUAUAUCAUUUUCUUUCUCCAUUCAUCUGUUUAGAGGCACUUAGGUUUUUUCUGCAUGUUGGUUACUGUGAAUAAUGCUGCAGGAAAUACAGGAGCACAGAUAGCUCCUUGACAUCCUGUUUUUCAUCUCAUCCUCAGAAGAGGAAUUGCUGGAUCAAAUGGUAGCUCUGUUUUUAACCUUUGGAGGACCCUCCAUACUGUUUUCUAUAGUAGCUGCACCAGCUUACAUUCCCACCAGCAGCACACAGGGUCCCCUUUUCUCUAUAGCCUCACCAACACGUGCUGUUUCUUGUCUUUUGGAUAAUAGUCAUUCUAACCGGUGUGAGGUGAUAUCUCAUUGUGGUUUUAUCUUGCAGUUUCCUGCUGAUU